Messenger RNA from Varroa destructor (honeybee mite), 11341 nucleotides. It is a transcript of the gene alpha-Catr, whose product is annotated as alpha-catenin related. Lineage: Eukaryota; Metazoa; Arthropoda; Arachnida; Mesostigmata; Varroidae. Gene Ontology annotation, molecular function: actin filament binding. The record is from RefSeq and is a predicted model, not a curated record. Gene Ontology annotation, biological process: Rho protein signal transduction; cell adhesion.
CAACUAUGGAAGAAAUAUAUAUAAUAAUCUAUAUCUAUACGAAAAACAUGGAAAGCGUUGAAAAAACCCCAUACGCCGAACAUUUUCGAGACGAGAUCAACUAAUCGCCAAACCCCAUCGAAACAUACCCCGUCGAACCAACGUACUAUUGUUACUAACGGUAGUGUGGCAGUGCAUUUUCGAACUUCAGUGAGACUUGUUCAUGUUGUCAAUCAAGUAAAUAAUUAAAUCUACUAAACGUAUUACUAGCCACUUGAUUGAUAGUAAUAGCAGCUCUACGUAUCAGUGUUCGACAGAUAAAAAGCAAGAAAAAAAAAACGUGUACGACAGUGAGAUUACGAUGAUGAUAAUAAUAAUAAGUAAGAUAUAACUAGCAAGUUAUCAAGCCAGAUUGUGCUGUUGGGCAGUGAAACAAAAAGAAGCAAUCCUCACCCAGCCGGCACCUCGACCAACUGAUCGACCCGCAAGCAGCUAUAUAGGCUACCAGGAGAAUACUGAAAGAUCGCAACACUUGCAAAUACUGACUACUGCUGCAGCAUCGGUGGCAACCACACGCCAGCUGCGGCCGCCAGUAGUGGCCAUCUGCCACGAAGGAGACGUUAGGGGCAGGCCCACCAACCACCAGCGCUCAAUGUUAGCAGCAGGACAAGUGCCGCCCUUGGUAUCGCAUGGGACCGCACCGAACCGAAGAUGAUAACAGAUUAUUUAUAGUGCGCUUAAACUAGCCAACGCACUGAAUUUGCUGAGGAGUAUAAAUUGUGUCGGUGCUAGCGGUGAAGGAACAGGUCGAACGGCCCGGUGCAUGGUUUAUCCAUCAUCGUACGGAUGCUCUGCGGAGAGAUGGCGAGAACGACAACCAGGACGGCAGCGUAAUCGAAUGAGGGCUUCCAUAGCGCUCCAGCAACAGCUCGUGUGAGGAGUGCAAGUAUGAGUGGACCACGCACGAAAACCCGAUAUCGUUCAGAGGAGCCUUGGCGCUAGGACAACGGCCAGCAUCAUUACGAAGCCGCGCUAAUAUAACCAACUGUUGUGUGUCCGUGUGCGAGUGUGCGAGAGAGUCGUAAAUAGGUCUGUAUAGAAAACAAGGCGAAGGCGCAAACGCCGAUAUUUACCAGGAGAAGGUAGGGGGCGUUACGCACCCUUAACGCUGACGGCGCCCGCGUAGUGAAAGUCGACAAAAGAAAAACAGCGCAGAAGCAACGGCAAUAGCGACAGGAAUAACAACAAUAACUACGGACAAUAACAAAAAAAAAACACGACAAAAAAGCACGAUGGAAAGUAGGACCUCAAGACGGUAGCCGACAAUGUAAUGAAGCCGGUUCAUAAAAAAGAGGAAGCAGCAGAUGAAGUCGCCGUUUCCGCUAAACGCCCAAAUAAGUUCACCGCCCACUACCGACCUGGUCAAGAAUACGGACAGGCAAAGGGGCGAUUAUACGCUUCUAUUACGAUUGAUGAUACUAAUACGAACGAAAACAGAAGAAGGAAGACAAACCUUCGAAGCAGCAGUGUUGUUGUCGAACAAACCUACCACGGCGACGACACAGAAUAAACUGAGUGCGGAACGACCUGAACUGAGCUACAGGACGAAUGGGAAUCUGAAGAAAAAAGACCUUAUAUAUCGAUAUAUAUAUAUAUGUGUGUGUGUAUAUAUAUAUAUAUAUAUACUGGAGGCAGGCAUCGCUAAAAGGAAAACGAAGUCAUAAAAGACCGAGAAAAGGUUAUGUAUAUUUAUAUCAGAUAGAAAACCUCAUUUCAAUUGAUAUUCGCCUCUCAAGCUAUUGUCCGUUGCUGUCGUAGUGUCGUCUCGUUUCUGGUUCGGGAAUAAUGAAGAUAUCGUAACAACUUCUGAUGCAAUGCUAAUAAAAACAGCGACAGUGGUCUAGUUAAUAUAGUAAACACCUGAGAACCGCAUUACUCGUACGCCGACCCAACAAAUCUGCAGGUUGAAACAACAACGAUAUUAGAAAGCCGUCGCUGGCGCUGUUGCUCAGGCAGCAGCACCAUCGUCUCGUCACGCCUCGACAACGGGUUUACCGCCACCGUAAAAAUCCAGUAAUGCAGUGCUAGUCACUAUUAGAUCUUCGUUUAUCGCUAGUAUAAAUCGAACGACGAUUCAAUUGGCAGGAUAAAGGAAGAAAGAGAAAUAAACAAAAAAAAUAGAAAUCAAUUGGACUGUCUUCCACAGGAAGAAGACAACAAGGGGGACUGGACUACCAGUGAUUGUGAGUGCGUGAUUAUCACCGGCGAUGCGGACUAUUGGUGGUGUGCCCAGUGAGAACUGACCCGGAUUGUGGCGACAGGGUCAAGACGACCACACCGAGGUGAAUACGCCACUCACCACGAGGCCCCGGCCGGUCCAGCAGGCGCCCUGAAUUGGUACACGCGAUAUCAGACCUCGCUGCUAGCACACAGGUUUCGAUCAGCAGCGAAUAUCGGCGUCGGGGCCAUGAUGCAGCCCUCUUACGAGCCCAUUCUCGACUCCAGGUCAAACGCUCCGGUUAGUGUGGGAGGUGUGGUGUCAGUGGACCCGCUGGUCGACGCCGAUAUGGUGUGUGCUACGGGCAGCUUGGUGGCCGGGCUUGGGGCCGCGCUGGGACCCUCGGGUUCAUGUAAGGAGACGUCGGCGCGGGACAUGCUGCGCGUCGGCCAGGCGCUGCACGUCUCCGUCGAGAAGUUCCUCGCACUGGGUGAGGGCAUCGCGCGAGACAGUCCUGAAGCGAAACUGCAGAUGUUCGAGGCGUGUAAGGACGCACGUCUCGCUUCAAAUGUCGUCGAGCAGAUCUGCGACCUACGACCAGGUAUCGACGACGUCCACGAACCUUGCAGAAUGAAGCUGGCUCGCGCGGCCAAGACGCUCCUUUCGAGUGUCACGCGGGUCCUGCUACUUGCGGACACGGUCGUGGUGAAGCAACUGUUAGGCCCAAACAAGGAACACCAGUCGGCUGGGUUGCACCAACAUCAGGCUCCUCUUGGCCUGCAGAUGCAGAUACAGGCCAGCGGGAUCCACCAUCUCCAGGGUCGCCCUGGCAAUCCAGGCAGCCUCAACGAACUCAAUAUCAACACCAGCGCGCUAGAUGCGCUAAAUGGCGCGGCGCUGACGGAUGUGGGGGCGCUAUUGCCGCUGAGUCCUCAUGACCCCCUGCAGAGCGUCACCAACUUCAUCGACUUUGUCAAAGCGUUUAGCCAAUUCGGUGCCGACAUGAUGGAGCUCAUACAAGUCAUCUCUGACCGACAGGCACACGACGAACGCCGAGUUGCGCAGAUGGAUACAGCGCGUUUGUAUCUAGAACGUUCGACUACGAUGCUUCUGCAGGCAGCGAAGACGUGUCUACGGCAUCCGGACUGCGAGUGGGCAAGGGAGAACCGAGACACGGUCUUGUUACAAAUCCGACGAGCUAUUGAUCUUGUGCACUUUGUAAUCAAAGACGGCGUGCUACCUGAACUGUCAACGGCGCGGCGGAGUGGCAGUGCAAGAUCGCGGCCAAGGAAAUCUUCUAAUUCUGCUUCGAAUUGGCGGAUGGAGGAAUUCGACAAAUGCUCAACUACCCAUAACGCACUUAAAAAGUUCCACGGGCUACUAAACAUGAAUAAGCUGGUCCUAAUGGGCCCGCUAUGUAGGGCGCGUUUGUCCAGAAUGCUGGACGCCGUCAUCGAGCGGACCCAGGACUUCACCGAUUCUGCAUACACGACGCACGAGCACCGCGAGAAGAUUCUCCUGCAGUGCGAUAGGCUCAAGCUAGAAAUCAACCAACUUCUUCGGGUCGCCGUCUCACUGAAAGGCGAUCUACCUCAUCAGACGAGCGAGGACCUAGAGACCACUGUUCGACAAACGGCGCAAGCUUCCAAUGACCUGUGGAUUCAACUGCAGGAGACGGCGCUUUGCCACACCGAUGAACUAUUUCGCACACUUGACGAGGGUGAACUAUUGCAGACGCUCAAAAACGCUGCAGUCACAGGCGAGCUCUCUACAAUGGAGCAAUGCGCCGAUCGCUUCGCAGAACAUGCAGAUCACGUUCAAGAGGUGUGUCGAUUGCUAUACCAUAUCGCGACAACGGAACGCCUCCAGGUGCAGGCGAAACAAACAGACGCGUGUCUGCGGGCAGUCUCGCAGCACGUUCUAUCCGCGUGCCAUACGCUGUGUUCUCAUCCGAGCAGCAGCACGGCUAGGGACAACGUCGAUGUGUUUAUGGACAUCUGGCGGUCCCUUGUGGAUGAUUUAGCUUCGAUGAACCGCGAGUGUUCAGCGCUCGCCAUCAAGUCGAUAGCCGACAGCGAACGAGAAAAGGAACAGCUGGUCAGCAGCAUGCAGCAGCAGCAGCAGCAGCAGCAGCAGCAGCAGCAGCAGCAGCAGCAACAGCAACAACAACAACAACAACAGCAGCAGCACGCCAUGUAUAUGUCGCCCCUGCCGCCAGCGAGGGGACACAUGGCGGGAGGCGGGGCACACGGAGUGCCCAUGGGAAGUCAUUCUUUGGGCGUGGGGCCUUUACGUGAGCCUCUUCCAGGGGUGGGGCCUCUGGGAGAGCAGGGCCAUUCGAUGGGCAGUCCGGUACAAGUGAUGAGCAACCUCGGUAACAUGGCGAAUCCCGCCUUAAUGAACGGCGACGGCCGCGUAGCUGGCGUAGGAACGUUAGGAGGAGGGGGAUCUGGAAGACCGCCCGACUUAGCCCCCGGAACAGCGCGGACCAGCCACGUCGCCCAGAUGCCACCGGGGCAGCAGAUCAAGCCCCCGCCACCCGCUCCACCUAUGUCAGGUUUAGAUGGUGGAGAUGUGGGGGGCGGUGAGGCCGGAGUGACGGGAGGCAAGAUCUGCGCGGGCAACUUGGACGCGGAGGACAAGUUGGGCGCCGCCGAAAAUGACAUGGAGGCGACGACGGAGAAGUGGCCACCAAAUGAAAAUGACAUUGUGAAAAGAGCAAAAACCAUAGCUGAGAUGGCACAGUCGAUGUAUCUGUUCACCAAGGGAGAGGGCGAUCUCAAGACCACUCAGGACCUCUUCACACAAGCAGAGUUCUUCGCUGAGGAAGCGAACAAAUCGUACAAAGUAGUGAGGCAGUUCUCAUUUCAGGUACCUAGCGGGCAGCAGAAAAACGAACUCCUGGAGCUCCUCGAUAAGGUGCCGGCCUUCGUCCAGCAGAUUCAGUUUACAGUGAAAACACCGACGGUGGGCAAGGCUGCCACCUACACUAAGGUCGACGUGGUUAUUCAGCAGACGAAGAGUCUCAUGUAUGUUAUCUCUCGAGUGGUCACCACGUGCCUAGUGUGCGCCACCCGAUAUAAUCUCGAUUUCCGUGGUGAUGGAGGUGGUAGAGGAGGUCUUUCCGGCAGUGCCGAAGACAACUACGGUUCAUCCGACUACAGCUCGGGCUUUGUGGACAGCCUCGGAGGCCGAGGCGGAGGACAGGGGGGACAAGGUCUUGGUGGUGGAGGGUCCGCGGACACGAAUAUAUGACAGUUGGGUAUGGGUCCCCGCAAUAGGGGGCCCAAGGGGCAGGGAGAUGGCCGCCGAACUCGCGUGUCUUUUUUACUCUUUUAGGGUCAAAAUCCAAGCGAGACUAGAGUGUUGUACGGACGCUUGGCUUCCUUGAGUCGCUGACGCCGGCCCGCCCUCUAUCCUGGCGGUGCAUUGGUUGUUUAGCCGCGAAACAAGCGCCACCGCUCGUCCUUUGGUCUUGGCUGCCCCUCGGGACUGCCGCUGCGUCAGUCGAAUGCUACUACGAUCACUAUACUCUACUAAUAACGCUACGAAUCCUCAAUGACACCCUACCAUCACGUACUUUACUAGGUACUCGUACCACAACAAUCAAUUGCAGCGACUACUACUGCGCCUACUUUAACUACCACUUCGGAGAAAAAUCUAUACAUGAUUGUGCUAUUACCCAGUUUGUGGGGUACACUGAGUAGGUGACUAAUGCUCACGUAUAAACGUCACUUAAGUAUGUGUGUGAGUGUGUGUGUGUGAGUGCGUGCGUGUGUGUAUAUAUAUAUAAACACAGUCGACCAUGAUGUUUAUCUACCUACAUCAGCGUAUAAACUUAUGUCUGUUGUGUACGCCAGUAUUAUGUAUGCAUGUCAGCGCUGCCGUGCUGGACCUCGGAUGAGCUUCCUCCCUAAAGCCAUUAAAGUUGUUAAAGCUUUUUGGUAAGGGCGAGAUUUCCGUUUGGACCAGCGGUAACGGGAGCAGCAGCUACAGCUAAUCAUAUAUUCUCAUGUGUACACCGUUCUAAUCCAACACACUGGAUCCUUAUUGCGCUCAAUGCGCAUUUACCAUCACAAUGCCAAGGCAUUAUUUCCUGACACACGUGUGUAACAAACAAACAAGCGUAGUAAAAGUAAUAUUAAUAAUAAAACAUCAACAAAAUGCAAGAACAGAAAGUACGCGUUAUUAUUAUCCGAAAAAAGCGAUCACGUGCAGACCAGACAGGAAGAAUGAUACCGACCGUGCACCGAAGUCUACGCGACAAAGUUCCGCAUGUCAAUUCCUUCAUACAAAUACAAGCACCACUGAUUAGUGACCAGCCAUUAUAACUCACUUGAGACGACCAGCUGCACAGUGCAGCAAUAUUUCGCGUGCAGAUAGUCUUCGUUCACCGAACUUUAGACAAACAUAAACAACUUCGUGCACACUUGUACUUUUUACCCCUAUCCCGUGCGACUCAGACCUCAAUUAUAAUAGGGCAACAGGAUGCCGACCGAGAGCCCUGGUCCUAAUCGGUGCUGUGGAAAGCCAGUCCCCAUGCUCAGUGCUACCCGCGCAGAUCUCGUAUGACCUCUGCCUAGCACGACGUUUGUGAGAUGCAUCCCCGAUACAUUUCCACGUCUCUAGAGGUGUUUAAUUGGCGUCUGCACGGCGAGCGUCUGCUAUCCGGGACGACUUGGCGCGCCGUUGCUGGUCAGGGAGCUCGGAGCGGAGAUCGACUGACGCGGUCGCAUAAGAGGAUCGUUCCAGGCGGAUUUUGGCCCUGUCUCCGAAAAUAUCUUCGAGAGACACUUUCAACACUACCUGACUCUGACUAUCGGAGCCGGGACGCUGAGCUGUGUACUCUAUUCGCAGAAUACCUUUUACACUCACAAAUUCUCGAAUUGUGGUAUCGGUAUUUUUUCGCACCACGAUGUCGAGUAUGGAUAUCCCAACGUCAACGAUGCUUGACAGCUUGCAGGAAAGCUCACCCAUUCCGCAGAGUGCUUUGAACACAAACUGUAAACAUUGGAAAUAAUGACAAACAAUGACAUAAGGAAUGAAAUUAUAGGUACUGCACAGUGUAGGUAUAUUGACUGGUAAAAAGUUUAAGGAAUGUUUUAAGUUGGUAUCAAAAUUGGAACUUAUCCGUUUGGUAAACUAUGAAUAUGCUUAAUUAAAAAAACGUGUGUGUGUGUGUAUUUUGUGAAACCCACCUGGGACGGUUGAUGGCUAAUGUUUGUAGGAGCCGAAAAUCUACAGUCUUGUACGGAAUUUAACAAUGGGUUCAAUACAGACUCGCCUAUUUAGCCUUUUCUAAUAUUGUUCUCUGCGAAUAGCUCAGCUUUCCUCACAGCGCUACCCAUUCACCGACCACAGCUAGCUACGUUUUCCGAAUGCACGCUAAAUGCCAUACGGGAAUAAAUCAAUUACUGAAUAACAAAAAAAAUAACAGAUUUUAGCCGUUUAGGCUAAAAAACAAACCGUUUGUAUCUAUAGCAUACUGCACGUACCCACAGACGGAUUUACAGAUGUGCCCGCGUGCUCUUUAUGCAUGUAAGGGAAAUACGACAAAAAAAGAAGCCAAAGUAAGGACUCUACAAACGUAUGGGACAGAUGUCAUUUAUAUUGCCUUAGACACGAUACCAACAGUGUCAAUGGCAUGUAAAGAUAAGCCACAAACAUAUCUUAUGUAUAACAUUAUAUAAAUACUAUACUGUCUGUAUAUAUAUACGAAAUAAUCGAUGAUGUUUGCUAUUACCAGCAGCACCAUAUUCGAACACGUUACAUACAAUUAUUGGACGAUAGCGAUGGUACUUGAAGCUCUACGACGCAAAACAGAGCAAACAAAACCAAAUCCGAAAAUCACAAAACCCAAAAAAUGCCUAGACACACUCAGCGCCUAUUUCGGCUUUAAUAACUCAGAGCAGCACAGCAUUCGCCGCAACAACAAUAACAACAACAGCAACAAUGACCAGCAAAGAUGACAACAAAACAUAAAGUAGCUGACAUUAACGAAAAAAAUGAUCGCAAAUGUAGGAACAUCGGUUUAGCACCUCAACAGCAGCUAUAAAAACAAACCAGCCGAUAAACAAGCGACUCUAGCAACGAAAAGGCAAAGCGAUUUCCUAUUCGUGAUGAUUAAAGGUACAUUUACGACGGAACUAUAAAAACAGUGGAAAAAUACGAGCAGCGAUAGCAUUGCUUUGCACUGCACAAAGAACCACUGUCCGACCAAAAGCAACGACUGAACGAACCAGAUGCAGCUCUAACACCAAGCCACGGGAAAGCUUAAGCACCAGCCGCCGCAGACAGCAGGCAAACAGACCCAGCCAUCAACAAAAAUAGGAAACAAGGUAAAGCCAAGAUGGCGGCAGUAGCAGCAGCAGGCGUUACCGAUCAUCGAUCAUAUGACGAACGGGCGACAGUUCGAAGAUCGUUGAGCCUUCAUCUGAGCUCUCGUAUUGCCAACCAUCAUAAGCUCCGAUUGUGUCAACCGCAACUGCCGACACUGCCUGUCGCUUGCAUGAUAACCGUGACAGAUCAUGUCAAGGCCCUUCAAGAUAGUUCGUGAUGUGCACACGAUGCGGAAGGGGGCAAGACAGGCUUGGCAGCCAAUGGUUCCGGCACAACAACAGAACAACCAAGGAAAGCAUCCGCCACAACACAUCCAGUUUCUCUUCUGGCCCCUUACACCUACUCUAACUAAUUAACUACAACAAACUAGUACACGAACAAGGAUUGUACGUUGUACUCAUAACAUCUUAAUUACAGCUCUAUAACAAUCACUGAUUACCGCUAACUAUUGCUACCACCGUACACACCAGCAAUACCCGCCGCUACAUAUAUUCACACAUGAAAGCAUGCUGCCCUUUUACGUGCUAUUGAUCUAGCACUAAAAUCACCCGCCCUCCGAAGUAGAGUUUGUUUUUCCCCAUCUUUCAACAUGUCUCCGAUUACUAGCCAAAAGCAGAUUUGCAGAGUACCAAAUUUCCAGAUUACCAGCAUUAAACGGACCGUUUCACUUACGAAACGACGCGAAAGGAGCAAAAAACAGGUUAACAACGUUCGAACUACACCUUCAAAUGAAAUACAGACCGAUGUAAUAACGGCAAUGACGGUGUGAUUCAAGAUCAAUAGAGCUUGAUCAACGAGUAAACCAAGAACGAAAUAAAGAAACCCAACAAAAUCAGAUCCUCACAGAAUGCCAACGAUAACAACAACAAACGCAGCAGCUUACGUGCAACGAACGGAAAACGAAGACGCCAUAAGGCAUUAAGUAUACACACUCCCAAAUGUACUACAGGAAUAACAUGCUCAGGCAAUCUCGCAUAACAACUAACGUUUAAGUCAAGGGGCCAAAUCACUUCCCAACCUCUUCUAUCACUUUAUACCACUGCUACAACCCUAUUCCUAUCCACAACUAUUCCAAUUGUCUUCAAUCUGCCAACACUUUAUCGAAGUACUCCACGCUACAAAUAAUAGCUGCUAGAAGCUUGUCUCUAUAAUCGAAGUUUGUUCGUAUUUUUCUUCCUUUCCUUUAUCAACCCCCAUAGAAAGAGAAAACUGCGAUAAUAUGGUUUGUAGCAUAGCAUGGCAUAGCAGAACAGGCGCUAUCUGGCCUCGUUGAAGAUCAUCAUCGUUUAUGCUACGACGAGCGCAGGUUCUGAUCUUCCGAUAAGUAACUCCGAAUUCGUCUUAGACCUAAGCGUAUUUUCUGCGUGCCGCAGCUACACAGAUAAACAUUGAUUUUACUUCAAUUUCUCAACGUUCUCCUUUCUGCUAAACUAUUCCGCCUUGGCGUUCAUACCUUACUUUCUAGCGCUCGAUUUUAUUUAGUGGCACCGCAAGAUGUCUCCCAAUAUAGCAAUGCACCGCAUGAAGGAUAGCAAAAGUAUGAGACGGCGAAAGAAAUGGGCGAAAUGCAUUGAGAUGUAGAGGCGUUCCAUACUCAUUUCGCCGUUCUCAGAUGGGGGAAAAUUGAUCCUUUGGACCGAUCAAAACCAAUUAACCGACGCCAGACUCAAUGCCAUAUUGCUCUUUUUCAACGAUUUCAUCCCAAUUUUCUGGCCAACCAGCGUUGACCGGGGAGGACGGUAUAUUUUCUCGUCUCGAAUGAAGCAGAAAUGCGAAACUAAAUAAGUUAACGAAAAAGCUAUUGUCAGAUAGAUGUCAAGGGACGUUGGCGGGUGUUCGUGAUGACCAGCGUUUCGCUGCACCGAGGUGCUAGUCCUCUUAGCUGUUUUGAAGUCCUCCCCUGGUCGUGUGAAAAGGGCGUACGCCUAGUCACAUGCACCCAUCAGCGAUUCAGCUUGCAGCCGGCAAUGCAAAAUAUUCGAGCUUGCAGUAAACACCGCGCACACCCUUCGCAGACACGACAGAUUGACAACACAUUGUCGAUUGUCCACAAGGAAACACCAAUGCGAAGCAAGCCAAGACAAUAAGUACGAGAUCGACGAAAUCAUCCAAUGAUGACCAACUUGAUGCUAAACGGACCCACAGCACACCGCACCAUGAAUGAAGUCGAAGCUUCAAAUGGAAGAAAUCAUCAACAAAAACUGACAAGCCAGCUGAUCAGCUGCUAGACGUUUGCCGCCGAGAUUCUUCUACUAAACCUCUGAUAAUGAUAUCGGGCAUACGAUUAACUUGGCUGAUUGUUACGAUAGAUAUAUCGACUACUACAUUGUAUCCAUUCGGAACUAAUUGGCAGAUACCUAUGAAAUGGCCUUUUUGGAUAGACAAAAUGAUCACUGUCGAAUGUCAGUCAGACUGAAGUUAUCGCCGGAAACGCAUAACGGCAUCGAUACCAACUUGUAACACAUCUAAUAUCUAAUGGAAGGGUCAGUUUAAUUAAUGAUGCAAAAUGAGUAUCUGUAACCCUUAACAGAUUUCUUUGUACAUUCGUACUUCACCAUUGCUAUCAGGCAUUUAAUACUACCGAAUAAAUGGACAUAAAAACCAGGAACGCUCAUGCGCGCAUGAGCACACUCAUACCGGUCGAUGACUAGAUGCCGUUACGUAAUUGUCCAUCUUGCUUAAAAUCGUCGUGCAAGGUCAGGCCGAAAGAAACCUUUUUUUCUAUGAGCUUUCGCACAUGAUGUGUGUUGUCGCCUAUGUGUUGGUACGCAGCAGAAAUGCGAUCCUGGUUAUUAAAAAAAAAAA